This is a messenger RNA of Labrus mixtus (cuckoo wrasse), 6446 nucleotides long. It is a transcript of the gene wtip, whose product is annotated as WT1 interacting protein. Gene Ontology annotation, biological process: response to hypoxia; regulation of DNA-templated transcription; positive regulation of miRNA-mediated gene silencing. Gene Ontology annotation, cellular component: transcription regulator complex; nucleus; adherens junction. The record is from RefSeq and is a predicted model, not a curated record. The coding region runs from base 593 to 2758 and encodes 721 amino acids. The transcript is spliced from 8 exons. Gene Ontology annotation, molecular function: transcription corepressor activity. Lineage: Eukaryota; Metazoa; Chordata; Actinopteri; Labriformes; Labridae.
UCUUUUCAGAGCCGGCAGCCCCUUGCUGAGUUGGUCGCAAUCAUUGUUUCUCUGCAGCAUUAACCACAUUCCUGAGGGGCGCAGCGCAUCCUGUCUCCAUCCCCGCAUUCCUUUGACGCGAACAAGUCCCCUGUGGAAAACGGCAUUUUAUUUAGAUUCUCAAACGCUUCGAGGGCUCGGACUCAAACACACGGGACAUUUAUGGCGUAUGCGAUUAUCUAACCUUACUUUGAUUUGUAGCAUAGUGACCGUAAGCGAAAACUAGAGGAAAAACCAACAAGGGGAAAUUCCUCCGCGCAGCGCGCCAUUGACUGUAAAGACCUUUCAACUUAACAAAAAACUGAAGUUGACAAACGUAUCCCCUGUCGGCUGAAACUGUGAGAAAGAGUUUGUUUUUUCGGCGGAAGGGGGGAAAAGCAGAAGAAGAAGACGAUGUGGCUCACGGUGGAGCUUUCUGAGUACGUUGGUGGUUUUCUGUAAAUGAGAGAGAGAGAGAGAGAGGAGCUGUAGCGCGGCGUUUUUUGUUUUGAUUUCCAUGUGAAAUGCAAUUAGUGCUCCGCGGUGCUCACUCUCAACUUGUUCCUCGCACAACAUGGAGCACUACCAGGAGGAUCUGGGACUCCGGGCCAGCACGUUAAUGGAGGACCUUUCCUUGUACGACGCGUAUAAAGACGGGAUGUACAACGCGAGGAGAGACUUGGUUAUAAACCCCGAUUUAGACUUUUCGGCUCCGGUAGCGGCGGAGCGUAAAAGUAAGCCGAUGAAUGGCACCUCUGUGCUCCACCAGCAGCAUCACACUGUGGAGAAUUUCACCACGGGGAAUAAAGUGUACACGGCGGCUCCCGUGCGACCUGUGAACUGCGCCCGGACAGUGCCCGUGGAUUUCUGCGCCCCUCAAAGAGACGCAGGUUACACCGAGGAGGGGGGCUGCUGCACCAAAUCCGAAGUGGCUCUACCUUGCUACACGGGCGCGUCGGAGAGGCACAGGAGGUACUCUCUGGAGGUGCAGGGCCACAGGUACAGCACCGGGUCCACCUUCGACGGGGUGCCGCUAAACAAACCGGCGGUACCUCUGCCCGGCAACAGGUGCAACAGCGUCUGCAUCACCAGCAGCAGCCAUGACGGGAGAUACAACGCCACAAGCCCCCGGUCCAGCCUGGCGUCGUCCCUGUCCUCCCAGGAGCAGAGCAAGCACGCCAGCCCGCGGUCCAGCAUCAGCAGCCCGCGCACCAGUUUGGUUGUGCCGGGUCAGGACAGGUACACAAGCCCCAGGUCUAGUUUGGUUCACUGCGAGGGCAACAGUGUCCUAAGUCCCAGAUCCAGCUAUGCAAGCACCGCAAGCGACACCAGUAAACACUCCAGCCCCCGGACCAGCCUCAACAGCUGCGACUGCUGCAGCAAGCCGAGCAGCAACCGGACCAGCGGCAUCAGCAUGGGCUACGACCAGAGGCACACAAGCCCCAGGUCCAGCACGGCCAGCCAGUACUCAUUCACCACCAGCCCGAGGUCAAGUUACUCCGACUCCAGGUACGGGGGCCCUGGGGGCAACCAUGACCUGGAGGGGGCGAUUUUGCACCCAGCGCCGAGUCCUCGUUCGAGCAUCUGCAGCCAAGAUGGUAGUAGCGCCAGACCGGGUACCUCUGCGAACUGCGUGGUCAGCCCCCGCUCCAGCAUCUCCAGUCACAGCUCCAGAAGUUCCCGCAGCUCCAGGGGGUCUAUGAGCACCUACCCGGACCUGCAGCAGCUGCCCUCGCCCAGGUCGUCGAUGCUGGGGACCGGUUUGCACGAGGACACCUUGCUACAGGAGUUCGGAGACUCCAACGGGAUCCAGAGCCGCCUCCAUCUGCAGGUGCUCUCGGCGGCGGCAGAGCCCCAGCAGCAGCAGCAGCAGUCGGCACAGACAGGAGGAGGGACUGCGGAGAUGACCGCAGCUGGGUCGCCCUUGUCGUUUAGUUAUGGGGUGUCUAAAGCGGCCACGUCAGGCCAGAGGUUCAAGAUACCUUACCAGGUGGUGACCCCCAGCAGGGAGAGCGGGCCGAGCCAAGCGGAGAGACGGCUGGAGGCCCUCACCCUGGAGCUGGAGAAGGAGUUAGAGAUGCACAUGAAAAAGGAGUACUUUGGUAUCUGUGUCAAAUGUGGGAAGGGAGUGUACGGAGCCAGCCAAGCCUGCCAGGCCAUGGGGAACCUGUAUCACACAAACUGCUUCACCUGCUGCUCCUGUGGGCGGAGGCUGCGAGGGAAAGCGUUCUACAACGUCAACGGGAAGGUUUACUGUGAGGAGGACUUUCUGUACUCCGGUUUCCAGCAGACGGCUGAGAAGUGUUUUGUGUGCGGUCACCUCAUCAUGGAGAUGAUCCUCCAGGCACUGGGGAAGUCAUACCAUCCUGGCUGUUUCCGCUGUGUGGUGUGUAAAGAGGGUCUAGAUGGUGUGCCUUUCACUGUGGACGUGGAGAACAACAUCUACUGUGUCAAAGACUAUCACACGGUUUUUGCUCCCAAGUGUGCCUCCUGUAACCAGCCCAUCCUUCCAGCCCAGGGCUCAGAAGAAACCAUCAGGGUCGUUUCUAUGGACAAGGACUACCAUGUGGAUUGUUACCACUGUGAGGACUGUGGUCUCCAGCUAAACGACGAAGAGGGACAUCGCUGCUAUCCACUGGAAGGCCACCUGCUCUGCCACGGCUGCCACAUCCACCGGCUCCAGGCGCAGGUCCCCGCCCACAUGCCCCCCAGCUACCCCCUACACGUCACAGAGCUGUGAGCAGGAGAGGAGGGUGGGCAGCAGCCGAGCCCAGCCUCUCUCAGGUGAUCUGAGACACCAGCGACAGAGGAGGAAAAAAGGUGUGGCCGUCUGAGCUGAACUAGCAGGCCGUGGACUAAUACACACUGUGCAGCUCCAUCCCGCAGGCCCUGCUGUCACAUGACAGGGCUGGGAAAAAGGCCCCCCCCCCCCACCCCUGAUCCUUCAUCUGUGGUCCUUUCCUCCCCCCUCUUCCCUUGGGGUGCCUAACCCUGAAAGCCAACACGCCGGCUCACCCAGAGGCCCCUGGUGACGUCACAUCGUCCUGACCCCCACACAUUCAUCAAAGAGAGAGGGGGGGGUUUUUUGGAUCUGAAGACAGAACCGCAAACUCGUCUCUCUCUCUCUCUUUGCUCCUCUCUCUUCCUUUUCCUUGUUUCCCCAUUCCUGUGCUCCGACUGAAGCGGUCAAACCGUCUGAGAUCUCUGCUGAUGUUGACGUCAGGAAGGCCAAGGGAACGAGCCUCUCUACAUUCCAGUGCUGGCUGGACCGGACGGACCCCAGGGUGGGCAUUGCUGUGCCUUCAGAGCGGGCUCUCUCCUUGCAGGUCCCUAACACUGAAAUGGAGUUUUGCAUUAAAGGUUAUGCAAAGGACACCCAGCAACACGACCCCAGGGCUGUGAGAGAAACUAUUAACUGCACCACCCCGAUAAAACUGAUGCACCGUAGCAGCACGAGCCGAGAGGACCGACUGACAUUCCACUUAGGAGUCUUAGAGCAGACCUCGAGAGAUUCACAAGAAGUGUCUUAAUGAUGAUUAUACUAUGACAGAAAAAGGAAAAUUUUAGAUGCACAUAGAUUGUCUUUUAUAUAUGAAUAUAUAUUUUGCAGAUGUUUUCCACAUAAGAUCAUAGAUGUAGAUUUUUUUGUUUGUCUUGCAGUAGAUUCAGAGAUGAAGGAUGCUGUCUGUCAGCAGUCUGAAGCUUCUGAAGAUUUUUGGGUCUGUUGUAUCAUUUCUCCUCCAGGACGCAAAGCCCCCGCCCCCCCAUGCCUGUCAGUGUGUCGCGCCCAUCCACAGGCGGUGUAGGAGCAGACCUGGCUCAAAAGCAUUUUGCCAUCAAUUGUUUCAUUUUUUUCUUGACAACCAAAGGCUUAACGCUUCAAUCAAAUAAGUCCCUAAUAGAGAUAAUAUCCCCUCUCUCUGCAGACUGAAGACAGCUUUAACAAACACUUCUAGUCAGGCACUUCUGGAUACCUUAAAUCCACCAUGUUAGGGUGCAGAGAGUGUUUAGUAAACACAAAUAACAGAAAAGAAAAAGUGGAUUCAAAAAGGGCUUCAAGCAUCCAGUAAAGUGUAUCAGACAACCAAUCUGAGCCGGCUCACUUCUCCAGCACAUCGAUUUGAAAUGAAGCACUAGUUAAACGUCUACAGUACAUAACGCCUGGAUCUUUAACAGCGAGGUAUAUAAAUGUAGCAUUACAUUGACGUUGCUUUUUUUUCCACGUCUGAGCUUCUGUCCAGGGCGCCCGAUAGUGUGCCAAGUUAUCACGCAGAGCUCAAAGAUUAAGAUUUAAGCUUAAUCUGAAAAUCUGAGAGUUUAGCUAGCUAGAAAUUGGUCUUUAAAUACAAAGAUUAAGGCUGAGCACAGAAAGAGCUGCAACGGUCAUGGAAACCAAGUGUCAGCUUAUGUCAGAGACAGGAAAUGCACACAGUUACAUAGAAAGAUAUCGACCAGAAGGAAGUACUGUCGAGCUCUUUGCUUUAGACAACUACUACUGCCACUUGAAAAAGAUGAAGCGACAUACAUGUUUGUUUAAUAAAUCAAAGUAUUAGUCAUUUCCCCUUAAAAUCUCUGAACGUGUCUUCUGGCCUGCCUGGUGGUCAAAAAGGAAUCAAACUAAUUGAAGGAUCAUUUGCAGAUAUCUUUUGCUCCAGGUCUGUUCAGGACGCGGGUUUCCUGUUUUUUAAUGGACCCUGUUUUUUUUUGUCUUUGUUAUAAAAGCACUAAAAGAACAGCGUGUCGAUACGAGGAAACCUCCACAUGUCCGCACGCCGUCAGACAGAACAAGUGUGUUUGUGUGUCUCGCUCUGGUUUACCAUGCAGUCCCCCCCCGUUGCAUGUUGAGAAGACGUCCCUGAAAACCUGGAGCUGCUGGUCCCGCCCACGUUUUUAAGGGAGUCCCUACAUAUUCCCCUGUGUGUGUGUGUGUGUGUGAGUGUUUGUGUGUGUCUGUGUGUAAAUUCAGUAUGCAAAACAAUAACUUAAGUCUGAAACACUUGAAACUGUGAGCUAUGGCGCUGCAGGAAAAAACUAGUCUCAAGCCUCCAAAUUUUUCAAAUGUUCUGAUUGGCUCUGAAUACAUCAUUCCUCUUCAUGAAGAUAAUAUAUGUAGAUGAGAAACAGGUCUCCGGAGAAAGAGAUAUUGUGGAGUUUUUUUUUUUUUUUAAUUAUUUAAAAAAAAAAAGUCUGCCUCAAUCUCGCACAGUGCAAAAAAUGUGAGCUGCUGCACAUUGAAUACAGAAAAUCCCCAACUACAUGUGCUUUUGUCCAAUCCAGGUAAAGUGUGUUAAUGUCUUGAGUGCAUGUGUGUAUCAGUGUGUCGUGUGUGUGUGUGUGUGUGUGUGUGUGUGUGUGUGUGUGUGUGUGUGUGUGUGUGUGUGUGUGUGUGUGUGUGUGUGUGUGUGUGCUCGUGGCAGGGCCAUGGCACAUGCACCUCACCCCCAGUGCAGGAUCCAGAAGAACAGCCCCCUGCUCUCUCUCUCUGUUAUUACCCCGGAUCAUCACAUCUCUUAUCUCCAGACGUUUGUGUGUAAUUGGGGGGUGUGUUUGUUUGAACAUCUGUCUGAUACCACAUUGAUGGAGUUUAGAAAAAACAAUGUAGUAGCUGAUGAUUCAUCCUCUUGACUGUAACUAAACCUGACCCAUCUGGUCUCUUCACUCACUGUUAUGUAAACACUGGUCCAGCUCUUCUUCAUACUGUAUCGGUGCAUAUGCAGGUAACAAUAAAUACUACUGAAAGUGUGAAAAACUGAAACAGAGACUGAAGACAGGGGGUCACCACAGGCUGAGGGGUCUUUCUAUUUGAAUGUAAUAAUGAUGAGUUUGUUCUCCGGGUUGUAAAUUUGUAAAAGCAGGACAGAAAAAGGACUGCACAUGUGAGACAUUCCCCUUGUCAUUUGAUCACCUCGGCUUUGUACGGGGGCUCUGGUUAAAUACUGUGUGCCAUACUUGAAGAAUGAGGCAUUGUUUUUGAAAUAAUAUGACCCCCCCCCCCCCCCCCCCCCCCCCCCAGGAAAAACUUAACCAGAUAAGAGUGUAUCCCAUUUAAAGAUGUCUUAAUACACCUGUUUUCUAAAAGUACUACUUCCGUGUCUAUUGCAUAGCACACAGCUAGUUACCCUGUACAUAAAGAUGCUAGUUUUGAUUUUUCUGUCAAAUAUCACUUUUUGAAAGGGAAGCCUUCUUCUCCUACUGGUAGUUCCAACAAGCACAUCUCGACAUCUGUCUCGCAUCUUUUGUAUCGUUACGUGUUUUGAUUACCUAGAUGGUUCAUAAAAAAAAAAAAAAAAAGGAAACUAGAUCUAUUUAUCUAAACAUGAAAAAAGUUUAAAGUUAUUUAAUGUAUAAAAAUCGGGACGUAUCAUUUAACUGUAGAUGACAUAAUCUGCUUUUUCAAUAAAGUGGUUUUGUAGCUAACUGCAAAAGAA